GCUCGGGGCGCUGCCACGCUCUUACCGCAUGGCCUCUCUCGACGCCUUCCUCGCAGAUCUCGACGACCUAAACGAGGAGGAGGACGAGGGCGAGGAGGAGGAGAUCAUCGAGGAGGAGGACGACGACGAUGGCGACAUCGACAUGCUCGCCGAGACGGGCGGCGGCGGCGGCGCGGCGGGCACGUCGGGGCUGCUCGCCUCGAGCCGGAUGGCGUCGCUGAUGGAGAAGAUCGAGGCAUACAUGGUGGCCGACGCGGGCGACGGCGUCGUCGCGCCGCCCGCCGCGCCCCAGGACGAUGCCGGCGCCGUCUACGCGCUGAUUGUGCAGUGCAACGAGAUAGCGGUCGACAUCGACAAUGAGGUGCAACUGGCAGCCCUCGGGCGGGGGCACGCUGCGCACCACACCGGGGCAGGGCGCGACACUCCACGCCGGGGCGCAUGCCACGCCACACCACCGGCCGUAGGUCGAGGCGCUCGCGAAGCACAUCCGCGACGACUACGCGAAGCGCUUCCCCGAGCUCGAGUCGCUGAUCCCGAACCCGCUCGACUUCGCGCGCGUCGUGCUCAAGAUCGGCAACGAGGCGGACCUGACCCAAGUCGACCUCACCGGCAUCCUCCCCUCCGCCACGAUCAUGGUCGUCACCGUCACCUCCUCCACCACCAUCGGCACCGAGCUGCCGCCGCAGGCGCUGGCGGCGGUCAGCGAGCGGUGCGAGCAGGUCCUCGCCCUCUCCGACAACAAGCAGCGCAUCCUCGCCUUCGUCGAGUCCAAGAUGGCGAGAGACAGCCGAGAGACAGCCGAGAGACAGCCGAGGUGCAACCGAGGUGCAACCGAACCGAGGUGUGUGAAUUGCUCUUCCGACCGCCACCUCAACAGGCAAUCGUCGCGCCCAACGUCGUCGCCAUCGUCGGCGCCGCCACCGCCGCGAAGCUCGUCGGCGCCGCGGGCGGCAUGUCCAAGCUGGCCGAGCUGCCCUCGACGGUCGUGCAGAUCCUUGGCUCGAAGAAGCGCGCGCUCGCGGGCAUGUCCACCUCGACGCAAGUCACGCACUCUGGCUGCAUCUCGCAGUGCGACAUCAUCCUCAACACGCCGCCAGGACUGAGGCCAAAGGUGGUCCGCAUGGUCGCCGGCAAGGUGACGCUGGCGGCGCGCGCGGACGCGUACCAGAACUCUGGCGACGGCUCCGUCGGCCAAAAGUUCCGCGACGAGAUCGAGAUGCGGUCGGCCAAGCUUUCGGAGCCGCCGCCGCCGAAGGACGUGCGGCCGCUGGCGGUGCCGCCCGAGUCUAGCGGCAAGCGGCGCGGCGGGCGGCGGCUGCGCAAGAUGAAGGAGCGGAUGGGUAUGACGCACAUGCGGCAGCUCUCCAACCGGGUGCGGUUCGGGCAGGAGGAGGACAUGACGUCCGACGGCAUGCUCGGUGUCGGAAUGCUCGGAAAGUCGCAGCAGGGGGGCAAGGUCAAGGUGAACGCGCAGAAGCAGCAGCUGCUCUCCGAGAAGAACAAGCGCGCGCCGGCUCCGCCCGACACAAACGGGCUCGCAUCCUCGCUCGCCUUCACGCCGGUGCAGGGCAUCGAGCUGGUCAACCCUUCCGCCGCCGGCGACGCCAGAGAGGGGCCUCGAGGCCCGCCCUGGCUUCGUGUGUGCCGUACGCGCGCUCGUGGUUUGCGUAGGCGACUCCAAGGAGGGGACCGAGACCUACUUCUCGCAGACGGCCGCUUUCUUCCAGAGGGGGAUGUGAGGCGGCGGCGGCGGGCGAGCCCUGCUCGGGGCCGCGCGCGCGCGCGGGGGGGGGGGGGGUUGCAGCGGAGAGGACGCGCCGCUCUGGAGCAUACUGUAUUGCACACAUGCAUACUGCGGGGUGGGACCUCUUCUUUCUCCCAGCCUGUGUGCUCACCACGUGCACUGGGCCUUGCACUUUGAAUACCGGCACAGUAGGAACGUAUGUAUGUAUCGAAGGUG
Messenger RNA from Emiliania huxleyi CCMP1516, 1960 nucleotides. RefSeq lists its product as hypothetical. Lineage: Eukaryota; Haptophyta; Isochrysidales; Noelaerhabdaceae. The coding region runs from base 29 to 1921 and encodes 630 amino acids. Gene Ontology annotation, cellular component: precatalytic spliceosome; U4/U6 x U5 tri-snRNP complex; U4 snRNP. The transcript has 9 exons. The record is from RefSeq and is a predicted model, not a curated record. Gene Ontology annotation, biological process: spliceosomal tri-snRNP complex assembly; mRNA splicing, via spliceosome.